Juglans microcarpa x Juglans regia is the source of this 2054-nucleotide messenger RNA. RefSeq names its product protein NRT1/ PTR FAMILY 5.4-like. Bases 36 to 1973 code for a protein of 645 amino acids. The transcript has 6 exons. Gene Ontology annotation, molecular function: transmembrane transporter activity. Lineage: Eukaryota; Viridiplantae; Streptophyta; Magnoliopsida; Fagales; Juglandaceae. The record is from RefSeq and is a predicted model, not a curated record. Gene Ontology annotation, biological process: transmembrane transport. Gene Ontology annotation, cellular component: membrane.
CAUAAUAUUUUCACACAAUUUUCGUGGAUGCAUGCAUGCUUUCUAUACGUUUAACUGGUUUUUGCUCUAUUUUGUUGGCCACCCGCCGCCAGUACACGCGCUCGUACACAUAUAUCGUACACAUAUAUAUCCUGAAGAAGCGGCUAAGGACUAGACACAUCAAGAUGGCAUCGUUAGUCGCCUCGAAUCAUGCUCUGUUUUGCCUUCAACCUUUCGAGUUAGUCAUGCAGGUUGGAAAUGGCUAUGAAGAUACCAGGAGAGAGGUCUCUAGACAACAUAAACCCGCUAGGGGUGGUUGGAAAGCCGCCAUAUUCAUAAUCUUUGUUGAGAUGGCGGAGCGAUUUACCUUCUAUGGCUUGUCCGGGAACCUCAUCACCUACCUCACGAAUGAACUCCACGAAUCGAUUCCAACGGCAGCAAAGAAUGUCAACACCUGGGUUGCUGUAUCAUGUCUCCUGCCCAUAUUUGGAGCCUUCAUUGCUGAUUCCUUACUGGGUCGAUUCAAGACCAUCCUUUUGUCCUUCGUCAUAUACCUUGUGGGACUGGUUUUGUUAACGUUAACAGUCUCAGUACUCCCCUUGCAUCAACGUAAACCCAUGUUCUUUGUAGCGCUCUACAUAUUGACAGUGGGGGAAGGCGGGCACAAGCCGUGCGUCCAAACCUUCGCGGCAGACCAAUUUGACGAGGAUUCAGACGAGGAUAAGAAGGCCAAGAGCUCCUUCUACAACUGGUGGUAUUUAGGAAUAGUCGUUGGCUCCACUUCUGCCAUUCUCGCAGUAAUCUACGUGCAGGAAAAUAUUGGUUGGGCCGUCGGCUUUGGAAUGCUGGCAAUAGCAUUGACAGUGUCACUGGCCAUAUUUUUGUUAGGAAUGAGGAGGUACAGGAAGCAGGGUCCACUAGGGAGUCCAUUAACUACAGUGGCACGGGUACUUGUGGCCGCUAUGCGGAAGUGGCGCGUAAAUGAGACGCGUGAUGGUUGCGGUGUGUAUCAUGGAGAUGAGAGUGAUGGAUCCCAUGUUGCGGGUCAACUUAAGGCUCGGACUUUGGCACGUACUGAUCAAGUGAGAUUUUUAGACAAGGCAAUGAUAAUUGACAACAUCGAUGCCUCGAGAAGUAUCCGAGAUCCAUGGAGGCUAUGCUCAUUAAACCAAGUUGAAGAAGUAAAGCUUGUCUUGCGUCUUAUCCCAAUAUGGUUGUGUUGCUUAAUGUAUGCCGUAGUCGAAUCCCAAAUCGGAACCUACUUCACCAAGCAAGCUAGCACAAUGACCCGAUCCAUUGGACCGCAUUUUGCUCUCCCCGCAGCAUCAUUUCAAGCUCUUAUUGGCCUAACAACCAUAAGCAUUAUACCUAUUUAUGACCGGAUUUUCAUCCCCUUGGCUAGAAAAUUCACAGGACUGCCGUCCGGCAUAACUAUGCUACAAAGGAUAGGCACUGGUUUUUUUUUCUCCAUACUAAUUAUGGUUGUUUCGGCUCUAGUCGAGGGCAAAAGAAUCAACAUUAUAAAAGAGAAUAAGCUCGUGAACAACCCCAAAGCAAUGGUACCAAUGAAGGUGUGGUGGUUGUUACCACAAUAUAUGCUUUUUGGUUUGUCCCAUUUGUUCACGAUUGUUGGGCUCCAAGAACUUUUCUAUGACCAAAUGCCGGAGGCAAUGAGAAGCUUGGGAGCAGCACUAUACCUUGGUGUUGUAGGAGUUGGAUUUUUCGUUACCAAUGCUGUUAUUUCUGUCGUUCAGGCUAUUAGUUCAAGUGCUGGGGAAGAAUGGCUCGGUGGCAAUAACCUUAACCGCGCACACCUUGAUUGCUUUUAUUGGGUGCUGGCUGGAUUAAGUGCUUUGAAUUUCUGUGUUUAUGUAUGGAUUGCUAAGGGUUUUGUGUACAAAAAGGUUGAGGGGGAUGAUGUUCCAGGAGAUAAAGAACUCUGUUUUGUCGAUGGAUGCCCAGAUGGGGGAGGCAUGAGACCCACAAGGCCAUAAUAUAUGUAUAUAUGUACCAAUCUCCAAACAAUCUGGAUAUUUCUUUAAACUAGUUUUUAUUUAAUGUACAUUUCCAGACAA